Messenger RNA from Melanaphis sacchari, 8507 nucleotides. RefSeq lists its product as uncharacterized. The transcript has 29 exons. The record is from RefSeq and is a predicted model, not a curated record. Bases 256 to 7281 code for a protein of 2341 amino acids. Lineage: Eukaryota; Metazoa; Arthropoda; Insecta; Hemiptera; Aphididae. Gene Ontology annotation, molecular function: serine-type endopeptidase activity.
UCUACCGCGACACUCGCGCCACGAAUUUCCCACAAAAUUCAGUCGUAAAUACACCAAAAAUAUUUUUAUUUUUUUUGUGUUAUACAUUUUUCAACAAUUUCGACGUGUCUACUACAAAGUCAUCGAUAUUUGUGAAUCAAGAGUAUGGAUACCGAAGACGACGAAGACAAUAAAUCACGUCACGAGUGUAUUGAAUUUGGAACGGGCCACAAAUAAAUGGAAAUAACCGAAUAAAAUCGAUCAUAUUAAGUAACUAUGACAAUCACUUCGGUACAGUGGAUGUGUUGUGGUAUCGUGUUGCUGGUGGCUCUGUGUUCAGGUGGUCGGCAAUACGGAACACGAAAAAUUAGACACGAUCACAAAAGCCAGGACGAGGGGACGCAACCAGACAUCGAUUUUGAAUUUGAAACGACCAAAGGUUUUCAAUUUGAAAACAUCGGAGAUUACGACGAUCCAUCCGAAGAAGGGAUCACUUUGGACGUCAUUCACAGUUUGUACGAUACCAGGAAAGGUGUCGUGCCCAAUAUAAUUUAUCAAGUUAGGGUGAACUGCUCGGUUGCCGCCUCGACGUUGUACAAUUAUACGAUCACUAUGAAUGGCAGACUAUUGGCUCGGGGAGGUCAAUCGGACGCUGACGGUGGAUGCAAUCUCCUGAAGUUUGACUGGUCGGCGACGACGGCCGAUCAACAAUCGCAUAAAUAUUUAACGUUUAGAUUAGAAUAUAGUACAUUAGGAGCACCAGAUACCAACCAGUUCAAAAAGAGAAUACAAAUACUAAAAGACUGCGAGCUGUACCUGUUGCCCGCCGAAUCGGGUCGGCUGUCGUCCAGGGACCUGCCGCCGGUCCGCGGACCUCAGCAACAGCAGUGCGUGGUCAGGUUCGCGCAGCGUCACCGCGCCCGGUUGGUGAUCGACAUCGUCAAGCUGAACGUGCCGUGCAAACGCGGCUGGCUCCAGGUGUCCGGCCGCCAGCCGGUGUGCGGAAAGCUGGAGGACCUGCGCGAAGCCGACCGGCACUACGUGCUGGACGCGGGCUGGUCGCCACCGCCGCCGCCGGCCAUCACGUCCACGGUGAACCGGUACGCGUUCUCCAUCGUUUACCGGUUGGCCGCCAACUGUUUCGACAACGACGUGGCCCAGCAGAACGGCACCGUCGUGUUCACGCCCGGUUCCGAGUGCCGGUACAAGGUCACUCAGCCGUACGGUUACCGGUUGCGGUUGCUCAUCGACUCUGUGCCGUUCGGUCACCAGACCGCGGACCCGGACGCCGCCGUCACCGCCGACUACGACCACGCGGCCACCACCUCCAAACCCAUUACGAUCGACACACUUCCAAUUCAUCAGUCAACCACCACAUGUCCGGGCACAUUGUUUCGGCUCACUGAUGGCGCAGUCGGGUGGUUCUACUGCGCACCAUCCGACGGUCCCAGGCGACAGAUGUCUAUGAUAUCUGAGACGAACGUAGUGGUGAUGGAGUCAUCGUCCGCAUCAAUACAUGUGCCAACGCUAGUGGUGUCGUACCGGGCCGAACCGAUACCGGAAGUGGUGUCCCAGUGCCCGUACGGUUCAGUGUCGCUUAGGGCGGGCCGGUGUCUAACCAUCGUUAAUGAAUUGCUCAACUGGGAAGACGCCGAAGAAUAUUGCACUCAAAACGGCGGUGGAGGUCAUUUGGCCAGCAUCGACAGUUAUCGUACGCAAAUGCUCAUCGACACAAUAUUGAUCAAUAGCCCGAGUUACAGUGACAACGCCCCAUAUUGGAUCGGAGCUACGGACAUGAACAAUGAAGGGUUUUUUAAAUGGACAGAUUCAUCGCCGUUCACUUAUUCCAAUUGGUAUCAAGGACACAUACACCAACCGUACAGUGGUCCAAACUCAAAACAGCCUAACGACGAUGGACUUAGUAGACAGGAUUGCGUUGAGCUAAGACAAGUGUACAGGCCCCAAAACCGAUUGCUCAAGUACUUUAAUCGAAAUUCAUCUUAUACUUGGAACGACCGUGAUUGCUCUGUGAAAAAUCGAUUUCUAUGCCAAACACAACAGCACACUUCUUUAAACGACAAUGAUCCAGACGAAUCGACUUGUAAUGUCACGAUAAAAUUAACUAGUGAGAUGAGGUUUGCCUCAAUCUCAAGUCCCGGUUUUCCACAACCUUAUCCUGAUAACCAAGAUUGCACUUUCAGUGUGGAAGUGCCACGAGGUUAUCAGAUUGAAGUUGAAUUCGAAGAACUCACAUUGGAAAAUGAAUCUACUUGCAGUUACGAUUACGUGGAAUUAAUUCCGGGUGAUGACGAUGAGGGUCCUAAACAUUGUGGUGACAAGAGCGACGUACUCAAAUUAACUAGGUUCGUCACGAAAAGGACCAAGUUGAGGAUACAUUUCGUGUCUGACUAUUCACACGCGUUCAGCGGAUUCAAGGCUCGCGUAUCAGCCGAACACGUCAACAACGAGUGUGACGAUGCGAGACAGCAAAUGUUCAAUGGGUCGUGUUAUUUGUUUGCCAGUUACCCGGAAGUGUCUUGGCAUACCGCUAGGAGUAUCUGCAAUGGAAUAAAAGCGGAAUUGUCGAGCAUUCAUAAUGCCGAGGAAGAACAGUUUGUCGAAUCUUUUAUCCGAGAAUCGACGGACAGCAGAUCCGCAAUUUAUUGGUUGGGUGCAACGUGGAAUGAUAAAUCCUGGUACUGGGUGGACAACUCAACAGAAACGUUUUCAGCUUGGUUGGCAACCGACGCUAUGAACGCAUUUACGUACAAGGAUAUGUGUCUUGCGAUUAGUUGGCUAUCAUCGCCACCCGUAAAUCUACCUAGGGGUCUUUACUGGACCGCCAACGACUGUAACACGGUCGGAGGAUAUAUUUGUAAAAAAAAUCAAACAAAAUUAUCGGAUCAUUACAAUUUAAACACCACGAUGUCCGGCGUAAAAGGAAUAAUAACGUCGCUAAAUUAUCCGGCCAAUUAUUAUCACAACUUGGACUAUUGGAUACACGUUAUUGGCCCGUAUCAGUCACGCAUCGUGUUUCAGUUUGAUUCAAUAAAUAUUGAACCACAAGCCGAUUGCCUUUACGAUUUCGUUUCCGUGGUGGAACCAAAAGAACGUGAAAACCGAACAAUGACGGUUUGCGGUUACCGCGGGAGUCAUCUGGAAGAUUACAUCUUCGUUACCGAUUCAAAUGAGGCGUUUGUGCACUUCCAUUCUGACUACUCCGUAUCCAGUUCAGGUUUUCAUCUCCAGUGGAACACCGUCGACAUGUCCGGUUGCCCGUCGCAAACGCUGUCCGCUCUUGAAGGACAAGUUGUUAGCCCUAACUAUCCUAACUUCAUACUUCCAAAUCUCAACUGUGUCACCAUGAUACUAGCACCAGUUGGUCACCGUAUAUGGAUCGAUUUUAUUGACUAUAACUUAGACGAAUCCCAAACAUUUAAGUUGUAUUUGUCGAGAACCGCAGACAAUAUAACUCCGUUUAGAUAUCGGAAUUCAAUUAACGAUGGUGCAUUUUUGUCGGAAGGCGAGAGCGUUAACAUCGAAUACUCUACAAAUCGCUUACCAAGGGGGAGAGGAUUCAAAAUAGUGUAUAAAAUGGUGGUGGACUUUGACGAAGAACGCGCGAUCGUGCUAGAGAAUGACACAUUUGGAUUCAUGUACAGAUUAAAUUAUCCAUUGCCGAUGCACUUUCCUAAAUUGCGAUACAAACAGAGGCUAUUAGCUUCGAUCGGGCACAACAUUCAAUUGCAGUUUAACCGAGUGGUGCCAGCGCAAAUGGACACGGCGUUAGGCCGUACCGUAUGCCCGGGUCAACAGUCCACGACUGUUAUCGAGAUCCAUGAUCAUUACGCCGCUGAGAAUGGAACUUGGUGGCUACUGUGUGAAAAUAUUGAACAACCAAAGUCUGUGCCGAUAUCGAUCACUUCGUUUCUCAACUCGAUGUCUGUAGUCGUUGUUUAUGGUCAGAAGCCUGCAAUGGAUAUAGCAUCCGCAAAUAUUUCAGUGAACGUAAAACCCGAUGCUGAAUCCAAAAAGAAACUCAUUGCCUUGGCAAAGAUUCCAGAAACAGUCAACAGCACUAGAAUAGAGUCUUGUAAGCCCAAUCCUUGCGUAAACGGUGGUACGUGUAUCACCCGAAAAGCCACGCAUACGUAUCACUGCAAGUGUCACGGAAACUAUACUGGAACGUUCUGUUCGCUUACGUACUGUGAUUUGGGAUAUUGCGUUUUUGGUGAAUGCAUCUUAACUGGUAGUAAUGGCUUCAAAUGCAAAUGCCAAUACGGAUAUAUGGGACGAUUUUGUGAUGAAAAGAUCAAACCAUGCGAACUCAAUCCAUGCAAGGACCGAGGCGAUUGUGUAUCGUUGGGCGAUUCCGAUUAUCAGUGCAGGUGUUAUGCUUACUGGACGGGUGAUCAGUGCGAGAGGAAAAUGCUGCACAUCACGUACAAGCCGUUAACGGAGCGAAUGCUUCAAGAACCAUUUUGGCUGGGUCUACUAACCGUGUUCGUGGUCAUGGGCAUACUGGGAAUAAUAUGGUGUGCUAAACGUCACGUACCUGAAAAAAUUGAGAAAAUAUUAUCCGAAGAAGCCGAACGCAGUAGACACUUUACAGUGAAUGCUUCCGGGCGGAUGUCGAGCGUACGGGGAGAACUCCUGGUGCCGACUGUGAAAACAAACGGCGCGACACCAUCGGAGGGUGGUAACUCGCCGCCGCCGCAGCCGAAAACGUUCCUCAGACGAUUGGGUAUACGAAAACCUUCAUUAAUGAGCCUCACCAGUCCGUUACAGACGGGCCGGACGGCCCGUACGUUCAGCCUGGACGAUUUGCUCAGGCCACAAGUUCCGAGAUUCAAUCAAUACCGCGCCAAACAAAAAAGCGUUUCGCCAUCAAAAUUUCGUACCACUAUAGCAGAUAAAUCAGAAAUACUUCAACAGCUCAUAUCACCUGGGCUCGAACGACAAGCCAGUUUUAACGACGAAAUAAAUUUAGUUGACAAGCUAUCGACUAAUAAUAUCGGACCUAACGAUAUACUCUUACCACAGUCAAAUAUUUCACAAGAAACGAGUUUUUCAAACGAUUGUUCAAUAGACGAAGCUGUUCAAAAAAUUGAAAAGAAAGUCACGUUUGCAAGGCUAAUGAAUAAAUUUCAAUCAGAAAUGAGCUCUACAAGUUCAGAAGUAGAUGCUCAAUCUAAAAAAACUUUGAGAAGGCCAUGUCCCAACCAAGGCAGUGAUUCUUUGUCCAGUCUAGAAGGUGUACUAGAGAACCGAAAUCCAAAUACAUUGUCGCUAAACCAAUACCAGCAACAAACGGGUCAAAAAGGUCAAAAAGCAAUGAGUGCUGAUUCGAUUUUGGCCAUGUUCCGGAAUUUUAACACAGCAAUGGCAAUGACGGAAAUGAGUAAUUACUUAUCAGCAUCUACAACACCAAGUUGCUCUAGUCUGCAAGACGAAGUAGUAGGCAGCGAAGACGAGUCGUUGAUGUCUAAUACUGUUCAUUCACCAAGUGGUGGCAAAGAAUCCCCUACGCGAUAUCGUUAUUCCAACGUAAUUCAACUACCUGUGGUGGACAUGUUGAGUUCGCAACGAAACAAUUCAAAUAAUCCACUGAACAGCUUACAACAUCCACCGUCCAUAUUACUCGAAGUGCCUAACUAUCGUAUGGACUGUUUAUCACCGAUACACGAGCUACCAACGCCGGCGCCAUCGCCAUCUCCCACGCCCAUCAUAUCAAGAAAGUCAGCGUUCAGUUGUCUAAAGGAUAUGGACAACUACCACCACCAUCAGCAGCAGCAGGAACCACCGUCCUUAGAAGUACCAAUCGAACUACCAGCGGCCCAAGCUAAAAAAUUGACCAUACCCACGUUGGUCAUACAACAACCGACACCUAUAAAUUCACCAAGUAUGGAAUUCCCCGGGUCUCCACCACCACAUAAAGAGAAACCACUCAACAGAAAAAUGUUGAAAGACAUGGAGAAGCCAAUAUCGUUGGACCUUCCCGCACCACCACCGGUCAUCACCGUUACGUGUAUGAGCGAUUCAGAUACAGAGUCUGUGACCACAAAAAACGGUACGGACUCGUCAAAAAAUGGAGGAGGCAUGUGUUACCUUAGUCCAUUUUCUAUGUGUUCCCGUGCCGACAGAAUAGCCUCGGAAUCGAAUCUUAGCUCAUCUGGAUAUAGCUCGGGCCCGUCCCGAUGCAACUCGAACACCCGACUGUGUCCGCUGGACUGCGGAGAAGAACCAAGACGCAUAUCGCCGCUGAUCCACACGCCCGAAAUCAGAGAAAUGGAUUCUGAGACAACGUUCUCCGAAAACGAUGAUGAGGGUUUCGACACGGAAACGGCGGAUUCGAAAACUGACCAUCACUAUCGAAAUAUGGAACUUGAAGCGGAAACGCAAAAAUCCGGUAUGACCACCACUGGCCUCAAAGUUUACACUUCUGGUUCUGAACCAGAAGCGCUUGGUCGUCACCCACAGCAGCAGCCGGUACCGUCAAUCACGGUUCAACAGUAUCCGUCUACACUGCAUCUAUCGACGGACAUGCUUUACGAGAAGAGCCCAGUGAGUUCGAGAAGUGAAAGCCCGCUUAGUGACAAGACAGUGUUCAGGUUUUCACCUAUGUUCUAUGGCCGCAUUACUGAUUCGGACAGUAUAUACGACUUUACGAGUUCAGAUUGCGCGAUGAAGAAACGGACAGGCAAGAAGAGAGAGCGAAAGAGGAGACACUUCAGCAGUGGCAGCGGGAUAAUCGGGGGAUCUGCGUGUACCACUCCGUCGGAAACGUUGGCGUAUGGCAACAACGUUCUGUUAUUGGACGUGCCUGGAAAAAACGACAAGAAAAAGCCCAGGUCCAAACCGAAUAAUACUAGGAGACGAUCCCGGUCUCAGCAGACGAUAGUGCCGAGCUCAUCGUCGUCUACCGACAGCUUAAACGACACUACUAAGGUUAGUUACGGUAAUAGACACAAACGUUCCAGUGAUUCAAUGAAAAGAAAUCAUUCGUCUGAAAAUUGGUCAGACCGCGGUAAGAGCGGCGAAGACAAGAAAACUUCCAAGAAAAAAACAAAGAGUAAUCGCACAGAAAACCGAAAAUUGAGAUUUCAAAACAAGACCGUCAGCGAUCAAGGGCAUUACGAAUCCGCACACGAUGAAGAGAACAUUUCAAGCUUCGCGUCAUUACCGUCGUUGCUGUCUAUCGAUAACCGUGGUGCAGUUCCUGUAGAAGAGUUGACUAUUACGAAUAAUAAAUGCAAAAUCAUAACACCGAGGUUUCAAAAAAGAGUUAUCGCUUCCGAUUAAGUCUCCCAUGUUUACCGCAGUGUUCUCAGAUUUUGUUUCGACAAAAGUUUCGAGUGUAUAGUUUAGGAAUUCAAACUGCCGUUCAAUUGUAAUGCGCUUAUAAUAUAUAAAAUAUGUUUAUAAUAUUGUAUAACGUGAAUUUUGUUUGAUGUUGAGAUACUCAUCAGUUUCAGUCAAUUUUUUUGAUUUAAAAGAAAAACAUGUUUUCUGUAGAAUAUGAAGUAAAUAGGUAUAUGUGUAACUAUAGAAGAAUUGUAUUCAAAAAUGUUUACACAUAAUAUAAAUGUAAGAAAAAUAAUUCUCUGUUCAGUAAUAUUUCAUCAGUGGUUUAUUUGUUUUCUUCGAAAUCAGUUUUAGGACAUUUCAUAUCCUGAAAAUAAUAAAUAUUUUUCUAUUUUUUAUGGUGUACCUAUCAAAUAUUGUUAAAAAUUGUAUAAAAUAUUAAAUACUACCAAUUCAAUGUGUGAUACGUAUCUUAUAUCAACAAUUAAAAAAAUAUUUUUCUUCUAAAUAAUAAAUUUUAAAUACGGGUUGCUAUUAAAAAAAAUAUUCACGAAGAAAUAUUACUGACAAUUUAAGCUUACAACAAUUGACGAAGCAAAUUAGUGUUUGCAACGUAUAAAAACCACUUUCUAUACAUAUAGGUGGUAUAGACAAUCUGAGACACGGUAUCCAAUCAUAAUACUACCAAAUAACCUUUACAAACUGUAGCAAUAAAAUAUUGUUUUUUUAAAAACAGUGUAGGGUAUUUUAAUAAUAUUAAAAUUAUAUAGACUACGAAACAUAAUGCCUUACUUUUCUAUCGCUUUUCGAUUAGUAAAAUCUGUGAUAUUUUAACGUUAAGUUUUACCGUUAUUUUGUCAGGAAAAGGCCAAUAAUUGUAUUUAACUAUUUAAUAUUUAUGAUAUAAUGUUUACUAGAGUGCCUCUUUAAUUAUUAUUGAAUUGAUGUAAAAUUGUUUAUUAUUACCUACCUACUGAAUAUAUUAUAUUUAGGCUAGAGGUUCUUGCUCAUUCACUCGACUGUUAUUUAGGUAAAUCACGCUUUACUUUUGUAAUUUCUAUAAUAUUUAAUAUUAAUAAUAUAUAUAUAAAUUCUAUAUUAAUUAAUAUUACGUGUGUAUUUAAUGUACGACUUUCUAGAUUAAAUGAUUCGAAGUUUGAAAGAACAUUAUAAUAGAAAGAAUUGUGUUUAAAAUUAAUUAUUUAAAUGUUAAAUGAAUCAUA